AUUUAACGGUAACCCCAGAAGAGGUUAAAGCACGUCCUGGAACCACUGUACAAUUUCUUUGCGAAUUAUCUACUGUCAAUGGAAUGAAAGGUGGUAAAGUCUACUGGAUGCGUACAGAUCGUCAAGGUCUACGUCCUGGUAAAGAAGAAGUUAUUGGAACAAAUGGUGGAAGAGCACUAUUGAUUGUUAAAGAUGUUGGACGAUUUGAACACAAUAUCACUUAUAUGUGUACAGACGGA
Messenger RNA from Trichobilharzia regenti, 239 nucleotides. NCBI's taxonomy places the organism in Eukaryota, Metazoa, Platyhelminthes, Trematoda, Strigeidida, Schistosomatidae. The record is from the annotation of a GenBank genome assembly.